CCACUGAAUUUCUGUGUGUAUUUAUUAGCAAUUUUCCUGUUAAACAGACGACGACAGAGUGUGAAACGGUCGGCGACACUUUUUUCGAUUCAACACGGAUUAGUUUCAGUUGAGUUCUUUUGCAGUUUGGAUGUCGAGGAAUCUGUCUAUUUAGUGCGUGUCGAAAUGGCAGAAUUUUUGAAUAGUAUCCGUGGUAAAUUUAUCGGUGAUCAAGUUGUGCCAUCAGGCAAGAAGACAUUAUCAGCAAUUGAGAAUCGUCGCGAAAUGGAGCACAAUGAGAUGCUGAUGGUGGAUGCGGAGAAGAAUUUGCGUGAUAUCUUUCAGCAAUUACUGAAGGGAGAUGAAACAGAGAGUGUGAAAGCCCUGCUAGGUCGACACACGAAGAUCCUGGUGAAAUAUAUUGUGAAGUUGGAAACGAAAGGUGACAAGACAGAAAACAGGGUGCUGGUUUUUACACCAGUUCGGAUAUACUUGCUGAUUGCAAAGGUGCCCACAAAGAUAGACUGCCAUUUUCACUAUUUAGAUAUUCAAUCAAUUGAAAGCAAGAGGCCAACACAUUUUUCAAUUACAACCAAUGAACGCACUUACUCCUUCGUGACAACUGGUGAUGCAGUGAAUUUCAGCUCUAACGCCGAUGUGAUUCUCACUGAUUUAACAUCGUCAAUAAAGCAGAUAUUUCCAACAGUUCCUCUCAAGUACAUCAUCAGGAAGAUUGAUGUACAGCCGACAGAACGUGAAACGAUAUUCUCAGACGAAUUGAGGCCAUCGGAUCCGAGAAAUUUGGGUCCAUGUGGCGGUUUUAGCACGCAAUAUGCAUGCAUGUGUGAUUAUCAUGGUGUCCCCUACAGAGAGGAAGUCGCUUGGGAUAUUGACACAAUCUAUCUGUCUCACGAUACGAGAGUACUGAAUUUACGAGAUUUCGAUCACUUAGAACCAAAGGACUUGAUGGCGAUAAUAUCGGCCCUGGAAUACAACACAUUCUUUCGUGGAUUAAAAGUUUCUCAUACACGCCUUUCCAAUGAGUCACUGGAUAGAAUCCUUCAUGUUUUGCGACGGUCAAUGUGGCUGGAGGAGUUACAUUUGGAAGCUUUAGGACUUCGGUCUGACUUUCUUCAUAAGCUGGCUGUAUCUGUGAUCACCAAUAAUAAUCCAGCUCUUCGAACCAUUGAUUUAAGUCACAAUGUCAUCGAGGAUAAAGGUGCAACCUCCCUGUGCGCCCUUGUGGGGAAGUUAGUGCAAGGCGCCAUUCACUUGGCCGGACCCAUAGCAAAAGUGUCGAAGGGUCUGUGCAAACUCUCACUGUCUCACUGUGGAUUAACGGCGAAGGGUGUUAAUCAAGUUGCACACUCACUCUCCCUCAAUCAGAGCAUUUCCAAUUCGCUGACCUAUUUGGACUUGAGUGGAAACAAUUUGAAAGAUGACAUUAACAAUCUUUACAACUUUCUUGCUCAACCUAAUGUGCUGGAACACUUGAACAUUUCUGCCACGGACACCACGUUGGAAAAUCUAUUUGGUGCCCUUUUGAGGGGUUGUGGAACCCACUUGGCGCACCUCAACGUAUCGCAUAAUUCGUUCAACACGAAGAAAGGCAAGGAAAUCCCACCGUCGUUUAAGCAGUUUUUUACAAGUUCACUGAGUUUGAAGCACAUCAAUAUUUCCUACUGUAAACUCCCGAUGGAGGCUCUCAAGCACCUCCUUCUGGGUUUGGCGUGCAAUGAGUCCACAGCUGGCCUGUAUUUAGACCUCAGUUGCAAUCAAUUGGGCUCGCAGGGUGCCCAUGUACUCGAGUCAUGUAUCCAUGGGGUUCGCGUGCUGCAGAGUCUGGACAUCAGUGACAAUAAUCUUGAUGCCGAACUGUCAUCUGUUCUCACGGCAAUUGGAAAGAAUCCAUCUAUCAAGAGUCUCCACAUGACGAGGAGUUUCACGGGAAUGAAGGUGAAGCACAUUGGAUCUGUAAUGGAGGCUCUUGUGGCGCUCGUGCAGAAGGAUGACUUCCCAUUGACGGAAUUGGUGUUGUCGGAGAAUAAGUUGCGCAAUGAUAUUCACAAUUUCAUCAAUGCUCUGGGCAGCAAUCAGUCACUUCAGAUGCUGGACAUCAGUGGGAAUCUCAUGGGUGAUAUUGGGGCGCGUCUAUUGGCAAAGGCAUUGCAAAUCAACAAUAAGUUGCGAACAAUUUCAAUGGAUCGCAAUAAUAUUACACUUCAGGGCUAUUCGGAUAUUGUUUAUGCACUUGAGAAUAACUACAGCAUGAAGACAAUUCCCUUUCCGGUGUUUGAUAUGGCGCCAUGUCUCAAGAAUCACCCGGAGAAGACGGACAGCGUGAUGAGGAGGAUGCAAGAGUUGCUGCAGAGAAAUGGGAAUGGCUUGAAGAGGAGCAAUGGACAAGGAUUUAGGCUUCAGCAUGGAUUCUUGCUGUCAUCAACACAUCAACUUAUCGACAAAUUGGUGUCUGAGACACAAGAAACAAUGUCUCUGAGACAGAAUUCAAAUGACACAGGAGUUCAGAGAUUGCUAGAUGAUGCUGAGAAUUCGAAGCAACUUCUGCCGAAGCUUCAAGAAGCAGUGAGAUGUGAAAUGCAUCCAAUUGAGGUGAAACUUGGACGAAUGGCGAGUGACUUGAGCUAUGUUAUUCAAGCUUAUCUAGAGGAAACGAUGGAGACAAUGCUGCGCACGGGGGUUGACCAGUGUCCGAAAUCGCUGGGAAAUCAGAAUGUUAUCAACGAACUGAGGAAGAACUGCCUGGAGAGACUCAAUGUGUCUGAGGAAUUUCUCACAAGUUGCAUCGUAAAUAGUGCUGGAAGUGAAAUUAUGAAUAAAAUCAGUGAAGUGGAACAAGCGCUGGCCGGAGUGAUUGCAGAUCGUGCCACAGAUGAGGUUGUUGAAGCUCUGACGAGAUACAGAAGAGGACUUGGCAUUGCCGAUUCACCACACUUGACCUAUGAUGAUCUCAACACGCCAGAUGUGCUCAGGAGUAGAUCAAAUCAGAACUUCAAAGACUCAAUGGGUCUCAUGUCGCUGGAGACUCAUGGAUUGGAUCUGCCGAAGUUGGGUCUCGAUUCACCCACUAAAUUGGAGUAUUUGAAUCUCGCAACGCCCCAUUUGACGUCCAAACGACGCUCAAUUGCCAAGAAGGUGCGCCCGCAGUCGGUGGUGGGCUUGGGCAUUGAGAACCUCAGCUUGGGUCACAUUCCGGACUUGCUGGAGUCGCCGGUGUCCCAUCGGAGUGGCGUGCACGAGAAGGUGGAUGAGAAUUGUGACUCGAUCACGGAGUUGCCAAGCACGUCGCAUCAGUUGCAGCAUUUGGUGAAGGGGCGGCCGAAGAGGGCGAAGACGAGGGCGCCCACGCGACCGCUGCUGCAGGAGCACACAGUUCAUGGCGAUGGUCUGGAUCAGUUCUUCCGCCCUGGCUCAGUCACACCCACCACAAUCACCCCACUGGUCAGUCCCACGUCCGAGGAGUGCAGCUCGCUGAGCUUCGUGGACAGUCCCACGAUGAGUCGCGACGAGAAUGGGAAGCUGUCGAACAUGACGUCGGGCGAGACGACGCCCAUUCUCGAGGAGCGACGCCCGGUGAAGCUGGAGAGGAGUUCACCGCUGAUGAAGGGUGUCGUGUGGACGCCCAGAUCGCGCUCCACGGACAAUCUGGAGAAGUGUUCACCGGUGAUUGGGCGCAAGUCGCCACUGGUGAAGAUGAACACCGACGCCAGUCCGACGACAGUGGCGGUGAAUCAUGAGACUGAGGAAAGACUGAUCCCGCCUGUGAAUCACGAUGCGGGCAAACUCAGAUCGCCCAGCAGUGAGUCGAUCAAGAGUCACGUGGCGGAUCUGAAGCCGGGCAAUGGAAUUGUCAAGACGCCUCUGAUCAGUCCCAAGCCCAGGCCCUGGUCAGUGGCGGGAAAUGAGGCGAAGUCCGACUAUGGCAGCGGCAGCGAUUCCACAAAAACCACUCCAGAUGGCAUAGACAAUGAUGUGGACGUGGUUCCGAUUGCUGGACAGGCUCCUGGUGGCUCAAUUGUGGGAAUCAGCCCGGGAAUUGCUCUGGGCAGUGGCGGUGGCAGCAUUGUGGGCAUCACACCGGGAGCAGCGCUGGAGAGGAAGUCAGUUCGGGACAUGGCGGCUGGAUUGAAUCGUCUUGGAGUUAUUGACCCAAGUAAAAAGCCCAUCCCCGUGCCCAGACAUUCCCAAACCAUCAGCAAUAAUAACAAUAGCAGUAGUGUUAAUAUGAAUGCAACGAAUGCUGUGAAUGUAGUGGAAAGUCCUCCUAGUCCUCCAGUGGAUGCCGCCAAACCCGAACCCGUCCGCAAAAUUGCUGGCAAACACAUUUCCACCCUAUUUGAGGAGACGUUAGUUGAAGGACUACAGAAAUCCUACCUCCGCCAAACAGUCUACAAGGAGACGCAAUACACCAAGGAUGAUUCAGUCGACGUCUAGAGUUUAGCAUUUUUUACAAGCGACAAUUUCUCUUUGUUCUUUCUUUUUUUUUAAAGUGUCUCUCAAGUUUUCUUUCCAUCACGACCGAAUCGUGUUUGAAAUUUGUAUGGAGGAGAAAAAAAGAAGAAGAGGAGAUUUUAUUGAUGAUUUUUCUUGUAAAUACGAACAAUUCGACCUUUUAACCCAUUAUUCGGACAUUAAUAUUCAAUUAAUCGGACAAAAGUUGUGGUACACGUUUAAUAUAUUUAAUGAAAAAGCAGGGAGAAAUUUAAUCCGAAAGAAUAGCAAUUGGAAAUGAUGAUUAUUUCAGGACUGAUGAUUCGUCUUAAAGUAUUAGAAAAUCUUCCAGAAAUUCAACUGUAUUGAAGUCUUUUUUUCGGUUUUUAUUGGCUUUUGGAAGGAAGAAGAAAAAGAAGAUGAUGAAAAAACGGUGCCAAUUUUAUCGUGCAAGUGAAAGAGAGCUGAGAGGGGCAAGAUUUUUGCUCUUGAGAUUAAUUUUCAAUUGAAAGUGGAGGCGGAGAUAAGGAAAAAAAGAAAAGAGAUGGAUUUCUCGAGAGGAGAGAAAAAACAUCCAUUGUGAAAAAUUAUAACUUAUACCCUAGUCUAUUUGGAAAGUUUUCAAUUUCAAACAUAUUUUCAUAUAUAGAAAGGAUUAAACGAGAAGAAUCUAUUAAUCACAGUUCAUAUACAACACAUAAUUAUAUUUAAAAGAAGAAGAAAAAGAGGAGAGAAAAGAAAAGAGAGAGAAGAAAAUGUGAAAUAGUGUUUUAGCGAGAAGAGAAUAGGAUUAGAGUUGAAAACGGUCUUAAAGCAAAGAAGAAGAAAAAAAAGUAUAAUUCAUUCGUAGUUUUUUGGAAAAAUAAUUCAUUGAACGAGACAAACCCACGGAAAAAAACAUAGUAAUACAAUAUAUUGUAGGUGUUUCAAGAAAAAAACCUUUUAGAGGUUUUUUUCCUUUCACUCUCUGUGAAGCAUUUUCUCCCGGAGAAGAAAUGAAAAGAAAAAAGAUGAUUUUCUUUCUGGACCAUUUUGAAGGCAUUUUUCUCACAACACUUGGCGACACACUUUAUCCCGCAAAAUGACACACAUUCCAAAUGUUACUUUUGAGAUAGAAAAAUUAAUGAUACUUUUGAGAGCCAGAACUGCCAUGAAGGCCACAAAGGUGGAUUUCUUUUUCCGAGACAUUUUUCUGUUGUACAUUUUAUCGAGAGCGAUGGCGAGAGGCAUUUUCUGUCCUGUGAUUUCUGUUGACUUUUUUUUUUUGUGUAACACUAUAACAAAAUCUUGCGUUUUUCUAUCCAAUUUUCUCGAGAUGUGGAAACAUAACUUGUAGCGGGAAAGUAAUAAUCUAAGAAAUAUAGUGUUCGAUAUGA
Molecule: messenger RNA, 5804 nt
Organism: Phlebotomus argentipes
Lineage: Eukaryota; Metazoa; Arthropoda; Insecta; Diptera; Psychodidae
Gene: LRR
Product: F-actin-uncapping protein LRRC16A
Exons: 22
Coding region: 166-4431 (1421 amino acids)
Biological process (GO): cell migration; regulation of Arp2/3 complex-mediated actin nucleation
Cellular component (GO): lamellipodium; plasma membrane
Molecular function (GO): protein binding
Source: RefSeq, a predicted model, not a curated record